Molecule: messenger RNA, 2495 nt
Organism: Oryza sativa Japonica Group (Japanese rice)
Lineage: Eukaryota; Viridiplantae; Streptophyta; Magnoliopsida; Poales; Poaceae
Source: RefSeq, a predicted model, not a curated record
AACCCACCCUCUGCAAAAUCCCCAAAAUACCCCUACAAAACCCCACACCGAAAGCAGCAAAACCCACCUGCCCACUGCUCCUCCACUCCCACCACCACCGCCACCGCCGGCGAGAUGGCCGGAGCGAGACCCUUCUUCUCGCCGCACGAAGCCUUCGCCCGAGCCUCGACGGCCUCCUCACCCGCGGCCGCCGCGACCGUCGCCGUCGCGGCACCUGCUCCGGACCCAAGCCCCGCCACCGGCCACGCCGAUGCUGCCGAGGUCGCCGUCUUCCGCCUGCUCCUCCCCCAGGCCUUCUCCGAUGCCGACGCCAUGCGCCUCUACGCCGCCAUCGCCCCGCUCCGCCGCCUCUUCCCCACGCUGCAGGUCCGCGUCGAGACCCUCGGAGUCGGAGCCUCGUCCGAUGAUGCCGACGGCGACGGCGACGGCGGAGGUGGUGGUGGUGGUGGUCGCGUCGCCGUCGUCCUCGGCCCCGCCUCCCCGGCGCGCCGCGUCGAGGCCUCCUCGUCCUCCGGGGAGCCCCUCGAGCUCUCCCCCGCGCAGGAGGCCCUCGUCGCCUUGCUCGACAGCGGCUGGGUCGUCCACCUCAACGGCGAGGCGUGGGGAGCGGAGCGGAUGACGUGCCUCGUCCUGGUCGAGGCCGGGCGCCUCGAGGCGGCCUCCGGGAAGGGGAUCCUGUGGACGAUCGCCAACGAGUCCGGCGCCGAGGUGCGCGUCACGCCGUGGGGUGGUGAGGGCGGGGCGGCGUACGCGGCGCAGCCGCCCGAGGAGGUCGUCGAGAUAACAGGAGAUGGAACCACUGUAAGGAGAGCUCUUGUUUCUGUGUCUAGCUGUCUUCAAGGUGAUGGGCCACUUGGCAGCUCAACUUCUGCUCAUUCAGUGAACCCAAUUCUCACACAAACAUUUCCAAAAGUGCCUGAGCCUGAAAUGGGAUCUUUGUAUUCAGAUAUGUCAACUGAGCGUGCAAACACCAGCAUUCCUCAUAUUGAUUGUCCACAGGGUGCUACAGGAAUUGAACAAACUGAAUGUGUCAUGCAAUUUUCAUUUAGACUACUCUGCCCUGUAACUCUUGCUGGAGGUUUGAUAGGAAAGAAUGGCAUGGUUAUCAAAGCAAUUGAAGUUAACUCUGGUGCUUCUGUUGAUGUCGGUGGACCUGUUCAUCGGUGCAUGGAACGUGCGAUAACAGUAUCAGCCUUGGAGAAACCAGGACAGAAAUUCUCCAUGGUGGAGAAUGCGGUACUUCGUAUAUUUGACAGAAUGCAGGUGGUGGAAAGCAAUAUGCAUUCGAGACCCAAUAAUCCAUUGCAUUGCUCUGCCAGGGUUCUAAUUCUGAAAGGCCAAUUUGGUUAUUUAGUUGGUCCAGGUGGUUCACUAAUCAAGCAUAUGAAUAACACAACAAGAACAAAAAUGAAAAUUUUAGAAGAGACUGCUGUUCCAGCUUGUGCCUCACAAUACGAACUAGUUCUGCAGGCAAGCACUUUUCUGAUCACUGGAGAGCCAAUGAAUGUUAGAGACGCUUUAUCUCUUGUUUGUGAGAAACUACGUAAUCAUUGCUUCUCUUCUGAGAAAACAACCUACGGCAAUGGUCAUGUUCCCUCAUCGGCUAUUGAUGAAUUAACUACAAGCAGCCAGGUUAAUAUCUCUUCAACUGGUCAAUAUUCAGCUGGCAAUUUGUCAAGGGUUGAUCACAGGCUUUCUCAGAAUGAAAUUGACUCGGUACAAAACUCUAUCAGCGCCUUCGACUUGGGAUGUUUGGGCUCCCCACAAAUUCAGAAACCUACCAUUGGGUGUGGCACUGAGAUCAACAACCCAAUUAAUGAGGUGGAGAAACCAGCUAAUGGAAAUGGCACUGGAAUUAACAAUUUGAAUACUGGGAUGCAGAAUGAAAAUGGAAUUGACGUUUCAAAUCAUGGAGCUACAUCUCUGGAGGAAAAAAAACUUUUGAGAGGAAUCAAGACUGCCACCAUAACUAGGAUCACAUAUGAGGUUGCUGUUUGCGGAGAUAAUGGAAACGACUUCACUAUGAUUAGAGAGAUGUCUGGUGCAGACGUUACUGCCCACUACCCGCUUCCAGAGACGAGUGACGGUAUGAUCGUGAUAUCUGGAACGCCAGAUGAGGCGCAAUCGGCUCUGGCCAUGUUCCUUGACCUUGUCAAAGAGGGGCAGUGAUCAUCAUCAGAUCUUCAUGCAUUAGCCCUGAUUCUGCUAACAUAGAUCACUGUUGGGAUGGAUCUGCUAACAUUUUGCUGACACCACGAGAUGUUCUUGAGGUUAACUGACAACAUUUUAUGUGUAACUAUGUCCAGUAACGACACCACGAGACUAGGGUUCAUCACGGGACACCACGAGGCAGACGCAUUCCUCUGUUUGCUGAAUGUAGCAGCAGAGCAGGCGCGUGAUUUAUUUAUGUUUCUUUUUCUUUUUACUUAAUCCUUUUGUGCUCUUGCUGCUGGGGGAGGCCUUAAUUGAGAUGGAUAUCUGCCUAUUUUUUUGCA